AAAAUCUAUUACUUCCCGUUGGAAAAGAACGACAGAGCGAAGAUGUGGUAAGGAACAUGUUUUUCAUCUCUGGACAACUCAGAUUGCAAAGAAAUAGCAUUUUUAUACAAUGGAAAUUACACUCUAUGCUUUAAUGAGAGAAUCGUGACAGGUUGCUUGUUACUGUAUUUUAGGUAACACGGUGCUUGGUUGAGGUCCUGUCCAAGGCACUCACCAAACCUCACUCUUACCCUCUGGAUCAGGAAUGCAAAGAUAUUCUCAAAGCAGGCAAGUACUCUUUACAUCAUCAGUUGUUGUAUUUCAAAAGCAGCACAUAAAAAAAGCUAGCAUCAUAUUGAGAGAAAGAAAUCUUGACAAAUAUUGUAGGAGAAAAUUGCUCUUUAUUGUAGAGUUGAAUCUAAGGUGCAUUUCAUUAGUGUACAGCGUGGCUUCCCCAGCUGUGAAAGCAAUAUGAUGUCAGUGCUUGUUUAUAAGACUGGGGUUAAUGAACCUUGUUUGUCUGCCAUGAUGCAUGAUGCUACCAAGAAAUCCCUUUUGCGUGUCUUGCUCUGUCAUGUCAGUAGAAAUCCCUUCUAAUUAAAAGUACAAUUUGUAAGUCGCUCUGGAUAAGAGCGUCUGCUAAAUGAUGUAAAUGUAAAUGUAAAUGUAAAAGUGCAGUAACUGCAAUCGACUGUGGUAUUUUGGACGCAGUAAUUGCAGGUAUACUGCACUGUAACUGCAGUUACACUGCAAAAUGAUUGCAGUAAAAAUAAACAGUGUUAUUUUGGACGCAGUAUUUGCAACUAACUGCAGUUAUACUGCAUUCAGACUGCAAUCUUUUUUUCGUAAGGGACAUUAAGGAAAGGAGAAGAGCAGAGGAAGCCGCUUUAGACUAUUGACUGGAGGCAGAGAUGGUGAAAGAGCUGUUCCUGCUGGAGGACGGCACCGUUUGUUGCUGAUGCAGACAGUAUUGUUAAACAGAGUUCUUACUGUAGGUCAUAGGGACUCAGUGGGCUUCUGCUACCACAGAGACCAGAAAUAUGGAGCUGCAACCUGGCAACCAGCUGAGGAGAUAUGAAUAGAGCAACCUAGAUUUGCUUCUGUAUUUAUGGUCAAUUCUACUUAGCUGAAUUUAUAUAUGCCACUAUGGGAGACAGAUACUGAGCUUUCUCCAAACACUGUUGAGUGCCAUUUCGCAAUGGUCACCAAAAUUCACUAAUCAAAGUGAGAGCUUGGGAACAUAAGGUUCUAUCUGUAAAAAGAUGAUUCGGAGAUAAUUGGCUUUAAAGUUCCAAACCCUUAUUGGUUUGAAUAAUGUCAGCAAUUUUUAUAUGGUAUUCUUUUGAACUUAACAACAUGAAUUGGGGGUAUUUGGAGGUAGAGAACAUUGAACAGAACAAGGCUAUGUCAAUAACUCAAUUCUGACAAAAAUGCAGAUAGAACCUUAUAGUCAUAAGCUCUCGAAGGGUCUAUGUUUUGAUUGAUGGGGAACUUGCAGAGCGGGGCUUGAAUCGGACAAUAUGAGACAAUGACAGAAUAGUAGAUACUGUGGAUAUUGAAUGCCCUUUGAAUGUCCCUUCUCCUUCCACCUCCUCUACAGGUGCCCAACAUGCUGCUCCUGUGGAGAAGAAAAGUGAUGAGGAGGUGCUGACCCAUGAAGAGGAGGUCAAAGGUCACGGACCUGAGCCUGAGGUUCCAGGGGCUGACUUGAAGGACAUCGAGGCCCGCCUGAAGUCUGAGGAGGAGAAGAGAGAGACACCGGAGGACGAAGAGCGCAGCCAGGUGUCAUGGGACCUCAAAGACGAGAAGGAGAAGAGGAUUUGGAAACCAACGCACAGGUAUCAUCAUAAGGAGGUUUCUGAGGAAAAGAGAGAAGAGCCAGAUGAAGAACAUAGUCAGGAAUCCUGGAGCCUGGGUGAUGAGAAGGAGAAGAGAUAUAGGCCUACCUAUCGGUACACCCCAAAGAAACACCACAAACGAGAUGAAGAGGGUUUAGAUGAGGAGAGAGAAGAGCCAGAAGAGGAACGCAGCCAAGAGUCCUGGAGCGUGGGCGAUGAGAAGGCGAAGAGAUAUAGGCCUACCUAUCGGUACACCCCAAAGAAAUUACACAAACGAGAUGACAAAAAUGAAGAUUGCAGUCAGGAGUCCUGGGAUCUGAAUGAUGAGAAGGAAAAGAGAGAGGAGGAAGAGAAGGAAAGAGACAAGAGAAUUUGGAAACCCACACACAGAUAUCACCACAAGAAACACCACAAACGAGGUGCUGACUCAUCAGACGAGGAAUCGGAGGAAAAUAGAUCAGAUGAGUCAGAAGAAGAGGAGGAUAGAGAGAAGAGAAUCUGGAAACCAACAAACAGAUACCAUCACAACAAGCAUCACCAACGCAGUGGGGAUUCCUCAGAGGAGGAAGAAGAGGAACGAAGGAGUGAUUCUGACGAACAAGAACAGGAGAAGAGGCAUGGAGAUGCCGAGGAGGAGAGAGCGAGAGAGAGGCAAGGGGCUCUGAGGUAUUUAUCUGUCUAUUCAUCUUAUUUUCUUUCAGAAACUGUUUUUCAGGAGUGUAUCAGGGGUAGUCAACUAGAUUCAGCCACAGGACGAUUUUUGUUUUCUGAGCAAAAAACAAAACAAGCAAAAAAAAUUAAUAAUAAUAAUAAUUCAUUGCUGGACAUAAUAGAUUGUAAAACACCAGCAAAUCAGCUCCAAGUGAUUUUAAUUUAAGAAAUCUGUUCCCAAGUAUUCCCACGCAUGUAUCGUAUACAAAUGUAAGCAAGGUUUGAAAUUAUUAGGUUUUAGUCAAAUAUUAUAUCUGCUUGGGUUUCUUGCGGUUAAUUUAUUUGCAGUCUACAAAUUAUUUGAAAUUAUGUUGCGGCCCCCUGACCAUCUGCUCAAAAAAAAUCGGCCCGUGGCUGAAUCUAGUUUAUGGUCCCUGCUGUAAAUUGACCACAACUAAGCCCAAAAAGAAAUUGUAUUUGAAAAUAACAAUAAUAUCAUACCUUGAUUACAUUGAGACACGAUCGCAUGUCUCUUUUUUUUAUUCGUGGGAAUACUUGGGGGGGGGAAAAUCCUACAUUAAACUCAUUUUUAGCUGAAUUCCUCGUAAUUUUACUGUAUUUUUAAAAUAAAAACUAAAAUCGCGGGCUGCCUGGUAUAAAUCUUCACCCAUAAAAAUGUUACAAAAGGACAUCACAUGCAUCUACAAAAUGUAUUAUGCGAGAAAUGUAGAUGGAAACGCUUUUAUGAGCAAAUAUUGAUAUAAUAACCAUCAUAUCAAAGUAAACUUGGAGUCACGCGAUGACAUGUUGUGUGAUCCUCCCACUACUACUCGUCCGGAAAGCAUGCAGAUGAAAUAAAUUAUGAUGAACUUUACAUGGUGGUGAAAGUGCAAGGUGAUGAGUUUGAUGCUCCUUUCCAGAUUGCCUACAGCAGUGGUUCGCGGUGGUCCCCCACCGACAUUUCUCGCAUAAUUCAUUUUACAGACAAAAAAAAAAAGAUACCGAUGUUAUGUUUCAAUCAGGCCUGUCAUGACAGUUUUUAUCCGACAUGCAUUUCACUAGCAUAAAAAGGUUGUAUGGAAACCUGGUUUAUGUCAGCACGCCCAGGACCCAGUUUAGGAAACCCUGGACUAGAGCGCAUUUGCCAAUUCCAGAGUGGGUACACUUGCUAUAUAAUGCAAACCUUUUUGUGAGAAAACCAUCAGUAGAGUUGAAAAUGCAAUGCAUGGGAAUUUAACCGCAAAAGUUACUUUUAUGUGCAUUUUUAUGUCAUCACGCACAGCCUUGUAUCUGCAACCAGUCAAUUUGAUGGAAACAUAUCUGGUGGGAAAAUGCGCAUAUUGUUUUUAUGUGGAUUUUAGAAUAUUUACAUGAAAACCUGUCUCCAAUAGUUAAUGUCUCAAAUGCCACUAUGUCUAUGUGGCUGUAGUCAUAUUAGACACAGCCAAAUACAUGCUUUUUAGUCAAGAACUAGGCUUAAUCUGUGUCCGGGAAACAACCCUGAGUAUAGGUUCUGCUGGUGUUUCUGUGACAGGUACCUGGCGGAGAAGAGGAGUGAGGGGGAGAGUCGUCUCCCUGGGGGAGGGGGAGAUAUAUGAGAAACGUUCUCCCUGGGCGUACAGAGGAUACUACCACCCCACCUGGUGGAAGAGAAGCAUAGAGCCACUCACACCAUCACAUAAGGUUUCUAUGUACCACCUAUGAUAAAAUAGAUAUCUUGUUAGACUGGCCAAAUAUAUGGUCAAAUAUUUUAAUGCUUUUUUAGUUUGUAUGAUUGUAUUGAUUUUAUUAGCAGUGUUUCUAAACACUUUGGUUUCUUGUAUUUCCUUCAACUGUUUCUAUUUUGAUUGUUUAUUGUACAGAGAUGUUUUUUAAUGCACUAAAGUUUGAUUUGAUGUGAUUUGAUUGGCUAAGAUGGAGGAACUGGCAAAGCUGCUGAAGAGGCACCAGCUGGCCAGCCAAUCAGAGCCAGAAGAGGAGAGGAAGAAGAGCAUACCUCUAACCCCAGAGGAGGUAACAUUGAACAACAUCACACAAUACCUUUACGUAACAUGACACAGAACAUUCACCUUUAUGAAUGGAGAAUUACUAGGCUUUAUCAUAAGCAAAAUCUUGAACUUCUCAGAUAAGAUCUCUUGAAAGAUAACUGAAAUGAAAUAUCAGGUUUUGGAUGUUUUAUGCUCUUAUACACAGACACCAAAAUCCAGUUUUUAUAUUGAAGUGAGAAAACACAUUGCAAGCCAUGAAAAUGAUGAAUGUCCAAUAUUGGAUGUUUCCCUCUCUGUAGUCUGCUGUGGGAAGAGACUGCCCUCUCUGCUGGAUAGCAGAAACCAUAUGCUUAUCUCUAGGAGACCUGGCUCAGGUUGAGGCUUCACAACUCAAAAUGAGCCUCGAUAUUCUAGAACGGAAAAAGCCUGUGUGUGAGUGAGCGUAGGUACAAACACAUGCAGAGAAAGGCCCCCUUUGACUCCAAGCAUGUCCUCCUAGAUAGUGGUUGUGGCUCACUAAGCAAAUUAAUAAGGUUAUUAAUAUAUUCCUCUGCAACUCAUUGUUCUUUGGCACCGACAGGCUUCAAAAGGAUCAGAAGGAGUAGGCUUAACAAGAGAUGUGUGUCCCUGAAAUGAAUGGUGUCCUCUGCACUGUGGAAGUCAUCUGCAAGCAAUAAAACCAUAGGCUAUGACUGUGCUUCUAGCUGUAGAGAAAAGUGCAUCUCUUUUUCCCCUCUCUCUCUUGACCUGCGGUUUUUAUGGCUGCAGUAGCGAUUGCACCAAAACCUCCGUAAUUACAGAACAUCCCCUCUCCCUCACGACCCGCCGUGCCAAACCACCCCUAUUACAGCUGAUAGUGGUGCGGCCCGGGUAUAAAUCUUACCGCCUGAGAUGGAGCGAUGUAAUACAAUGUGGAGGGGAGAGAAUGGAUGACUCCAGGCUACUCUUUUUCAUCCUGACAGUCUUCAGACUACACUGCAGUAGCGUCCUCUACACUGGGACUCCUGCAGUGGGAAUAUCUACACUAUUGACUGUAUUAGGAUCCAGGGAAAGUAGUGGCUAAUUAAGGGGAGAGUCAGAUUCCAGGAGCAGCGGUUACAUGGUGUGAAAUAUGGCCAUUUAAAAUGAGUUUUAUUGAAGGGAUUGCGCUGUUCCAGAAGGGAUCAAUGCACACAAUAAAUGCAGUUUUGUGAGGUUUCACAUUGUUAUCAGUGCUCUUUCUGCCUUGGAUAGUAGCCAAAAUGAAGCUAUGUAAUUAAGCAAUAAUAACACUGUGUGUGUGUGUGUGUUUUCAGGAGAAGGAGCUGCAAAACCUAGCAGCUAUGGACAUGGAGCUACAGCAAAUUGCUGAAAAGAUGCAUGAAAACAGGAGCAAUUAG
Messenger RNA from Coregonus sp. 'balchen', 5835 nucleotides. Lineage: Eukaryota; Metazoa; Chordata; Actinopteri; Salmoniformes; Salmonidae. The record is from the annotation of a GenBank genome assembly.